Conger conger (European conger) is the source of this 2173-nucleotide messenger RNA. RefSeq names its product kelch-like protein 15. NCBI's taxonomy places the organism in Eukaryota, Metazoa, Chordata, Actinopteri, Anguilliformes, Congridae. The record is from RefSeq and is a predicted model, not a curated record. Bases 572 to 2173 code for a protein of 533 amino acids. Gene Ontology annotation, molecular function: protein binding. The transcript is spliced from 5 exons.
AACACAUUUUCUAGAAGGGAAGUGGAGGCUGAUACGUGACGUUUUGAAAGCUGGAUUUACCCCCCGCUGCGGGCGUUUCUCCCAAGACUGGCACCUUAACAUGGGGCCACGGAACUUGCUUGCUUUUGCAGUUUGUUUGGAAGUUCUUAUGACCUAACCUCUCCCAAGGAGCAUGAGGGCACAGUUGGACUGCAACCUUGUAUGUUGUAUGUUAAAGCGUUUACCGCCUGCUUAACUUGUCGGCAAAUUUUCUGUUCCUUUACAUUUCUCCGAAGAACUCCCGUGCAUACUGUAAACUUUUCAUACUGUGAACUACGUCAAUGCAACAAAAUGAAAGGGGCCAAAAUAUCUGCUUUCUGAAAGUUACAAGUGCUAAAAAGCUUUUUUUUUCUACAGUAACGGCUUCUGGUCUUGCAACUCCUCCAUGCCCACUACAAUAGCUCAAAGAAAUGGAUAAUCAGCUAAUGCGACAUAAUCCUUUAUCCAUCAAUUAUGUUCUGCUGCGAUCGUGUUUACAACUAAGGAGGGGACAGACAAGUAAAUAUAUAUUUUUUUAAAGCCUAAAACAGGAAUGAAGAUGAAUAUUCUGAGAGAGUGGUUCUCGCUGCUGCUGCUAGGUUUCACCGCGUGGCUUAAAUACGGCUCAGAAUGGGUGCGGUGGGUUUUUCGGCGCUGGACAUUGGACCCCGAAGGUCGGGGUGCUGACCACAGUGAACACAGGAAAUCUGAGCUCUGGCAAACUGACGUGGCAUCCAGAAUCUUCUCCUGCGGAGAUGGGCCCAGGGUCACAGUGCAGACCAGUACACACGCUUUCCAAGCGGAGCUGGGCCGGCUGGCGGAGGCGAGUGAGUACUUCAGGGCCCUGUCGCGGAGCAGCAUGAGGGAGACCACGGAGAGGCUGGUUCACCUGGAUCACGUGCCCGCUCGUGUCCUCCACAACCUGCUGCAGUUCAUCUUCUCCGGCCGUUUCAGUGUGCCCGACGGGGAGCUGGGACUGCACCUCCAGAUGGGCAGCUACCUGCUGGCGCACGCCUUUGUGUCAGAGUGCCUCAGCCGUCUCUCCAGCGUCUUAACCCCGGAGAACUGCGAGGCCCACCUGGCCUUCGCCCGGGAGAUCGGCUGCCUGGAGAUGCAGGAGACAGUGCAGGGGUACCUGAGCAGGAACCUGCUGGAGCUGGGCCCCCUGACCGCCCGCUUGGAGCCUGGCGAGCGGGAGGAGCUGGCGGGGCUCCGGCUGUGCGGGGCCCGGCGGCUGUGCGGACUGAGGAAGGAGAACCUGGCCUCAGGGAGCCGCUCGGAGACGGAGGCCGCCCGGCGUCUCUACAGUCUGGCGGGGGAGGGGUGGCGGGCGGAGGCCCCGCUCCCGUUUGCCGCAGACAAGUGGUGCUUCACCACCGCCGUGCUGCACAACUACCUCUACCUCAUCGGGGGCUACAGGCACAAGGUCGGGCGCGGGUACGAGUUUAAGAUGGCCUCCUUCAGAUACAACCCCUUGACCCACAGCUGGGCUUCCACCGCACCGCUCAUCAAGUGCAGACGGCACUUCAGCACGGCCGUGUGUGAGGGCCGGGUGUUCGCCGUGGGCGGCUGGUAUCUGGACUCGCUGGUGACUCCGGACUGCAGCACGGCGCUCUUCGCCGCCGUGGAGCGUUACGACCCCUGGGCCGACUCCUGGGCCUUCGUCUCCUCCCUGCCGCUCGGCGACCUCCGCUUCGCCAUGUCGCUCUCCCACGACAUCCCGCUGGCCGCCGCCCUGGGGCACUGCGUCUACGUGAUGGGGACGCUCCAGAGGACCGGGGAGAAGCUUGUGCUGCAGUACGACGUCAGACGAGAUUCCUGGUCAGAACUGCUCCCCACCCUCACCCGAACCGACGCCGAAAUCCCCAGCCUGUACUUCCUGGGGGCGACCGACAGGCUAUUUGUGAUUGGCGGGACCAACUCGGAGAAUGUGGUGACCUCACGGUGUGUGGAAGCCGGGCGGUGGGGGAGGCCGCGCACCACUGAGAAGACAUGGCUUGCUGGCCAGGGGACGGUCCUUGACGAUGAGGUCUACAUGUCGGACAUAGAGCACCACUCCAUCAUCAAACUCAACCUCCACUCUCUCGCUGUCCAUCGCCUCCCUCCCUUCCCAAUCUCCACCAGCUACGAGGCCCUUUUCCAUCUGCACUUCUAA